Dermacentor andersoni is the source of this 1212-nucleotide messenger RNA. RefSeq lists its product as uncharacterized. Gene Ontology annotation, molecular function: nucleic acid binding. NCBI's taxonomy places the organism in Eukaryota, Metazoa, Arthropoda, Arachnida, Ixodida, Ixodidae. Gene Ontology annotation, biological process: DNA integration. The record is from RefSeq and is a predicted model, not a curated record.
AUGCGCAUAGCCAAAGCAGAGUUCGAAGCCAUGCUCUGGGAGGGAAUCGCCCGCCCCUCCGACGGCCCAUGGGCCUCGCCACUUCACCUCGUCCCGAAGAAGACCGAAGGCUGGCGGCCAUGUGAGGACUACCGUGCCCUCAACGCCCGCACCAUUCCGGACAGGCACCCCGUUCACCAUAUACAGGACUUCACCCAUUGCAUUUCUGGCUGCCACGUUUUCUCCGUGCUAGACUUGGUCAAGGCCUACACACACAUACCCGUCAAUCCGGAGGACGUCCCGAAAACUGCAAUCAUUACUCCUUUCGGCUUGUUCGCGAUUCCCUACAUGAGCUUUGGCCUGGGGCCCUUGCAUCCAGCUGGACGCUAUCGCUACUGCCUCACCGCCAUCGAUCGGUACACUCGAUGGCCUGAGGCAUGGCCCCUCAAGGAAGACGUCGCCUGGGCCAUCUUCGCCGGCUGGAUUGCCCUCUUCGGGCCCCCUCGCUGCGUCACCACCGACCAAGGACGACAGUUCGAAUCGCACCUUUUCCGGCUGCUCGGGCUGACCAUCGGGUUCGAACGCUCGCGGAUAACCAGCUACCAGCCAUGCGCCAACGGGAUGAUCGAACGUUUUCACCGGCAGUUCAACGCAGCCAUCAUGUGUCACCCGGACUCAACCUGGCCUGAAGCCAUCCCAGCCGUCACCCUAGGUCUUCGCGCCACCUCCAAGCCCGACAUUCAGUCUACACCCGCCGAGCUCGUCUGCGGGGAACCCCUCCGUCUCCCAGGCGAAUUUCUUGCUGCACCACCAUCCACCACGGCGACGUCAGAUCCCACCGAUUUCAUCGCCCGGCUCCGACGCACCAUCGCUGCCCUCCACCCGUCACCUGCGGCUCACCACUGUAAGACCGCCCCCUUCAUCUUCAAGGAUCUGGCAACGUGCUCGCACACUUUUCUCCGCGACGACACCGUCCGCCGGCCUUUACAGCCACCUUACAGCGGACCCUACCCAGUCCUCCAUCGCGACGACAAAACCUUCACCCUGCGCAUUAAAGGGAACGCCCUCCGCGUCUCUAUCGACCGGCUGAAGCCAGCCACCACCGAUUCCGCCGAACUAGGGAAUACGAGUGCACCCACAGACCUCCAUCCACGACCGCCGACAUCGCAGCCUGCUUCUGUCACUACACGCAGCGGACGUCAGGCACGCUGCCCAGAUUUUUACAAGCCCUGA